Molecule: messenger RNA, 722 nt
Organism: Rhipicephalus sanguineus (brown dog tick)
Lineage: Eukaryota; Metazoa; Arthropoda; Arachnida; Ixodida; Ixodidae
Exons: 6
Coding region: 147-722 (191 amino acids)
Source: RefSeq, a predicted model, not a curated record
AAAAAGAUGUCCUACUCAGUGCGAACCAAUAACAGGUGCAUCGUGUUCUAAACAGCUGCACAGCUUGUGUCAGUGCUUCUUGGAGUGUGCAUCUACACAAGACAGGGGCGCACUCCUCCAUAACAUUUGGAGAAAAACAAGGAAUCAUGAGGAAUGCUGCACUUCUUCUCAUGCUCGUCAUAUUCGCACCGAUUGAUGAAGUCUCAAGUUUCGCUUUUGGCGCAUUCUUGGCAAGGUUGAUGGUGAGACUGCCGCAAUUGCUGAGGCCGGCCCUCAGGAUUGCGGGACACAUGGGACAUUACGCGGCUGAUAUAACUGAAGUGGCGCUCGACAUUCACAGGAAAGCUGAAGAACUGGAACUGCCGGAUGUGUAUGGCAUAGCCAUGGCGCCCCCACCAGGACCCCAUGAUCUUUUACAUAACCCAAACGAUGACAUAACAGGAUAUACUGGGCCCGGCAUUGCAGGUGUUCCUGAAUUCUCCGCCAACAGCUCAACACUUAUAACUUGCGGCAAAUGCCACUGCACAUUUCCCUGGCAAGCUAAAUUUUACGGCGAUAAAGUUGGCUGUACAUCUGACGUCAAAAAGUUCAGCUGCACGUGUACACACAAAAGCUGCAAUACCGGAAAGCUGGUGAAGUGCCUAAAUAACUUGGCAAAAGGGAAGUGUGUGUCAUAUCGGUACCACAUUGACUGCUUGGUUUCAAAUAAAAACACUGGUUGA